GUAUACUUUUUAACUUCUACUAAUCAGGAUCACUUCCUCAACAAACACCUCCACACAAAGUCACUUCUCUCUCUCUCUCUCUCUCUCUCUCUCUCUCUCUCAAAUGGCGGAUUCCAAAGCUCAGAGAACAGUACUGAUGAUUUGUGGCGACUACAUGGAAGACUACGAGGCAAUGGUUCCGUUUCAAGCAUUGCAAGCAUACGGAGUGUCAGUCGACGCAGUUUGUCCGGGAAAGAAAGCAGGGGACAUUUGCCGCACUGCUAUUCAGCAGGCGUCUCCUCAUCAGUUCUAUUCUGAGUCGAGGGGUCAUAACUUCACUCUAAAUGCAACGUUUGAUGAUAUUGACGUGAGCAAGUAUGAUGGAUUGGUACUUCCAGGCGGACGGGCUCCAGAAUAUCUCUCUGUUAACGAUUCUGUUUUAGACUUGGUGAGGAAAUUUUCCGACUCUGGAAAGCCGAUUGCAAGUAUUUGCCACGGGCAACUGAUAUUGGCAGGCGCAGGGUAUCUUAAAGGCCGGAAGUGCACAGCGUAUCCACCUGUGAAACCUGUACUCAUCGCUGCAGGUGCUCAUUGGGUGGAACCAGGCACCAAGUCGGCUUGCGUUGUCGAUGGGAAUCUCAUAACGGCGGUGAUGUAUAAAGGUCAUCCCGAAUACAUCCGGCUUUUCUUGAAGGCACUCGGAGGCACCAUAACAAGUUCUGAGAAACGGAUUCUUUUUCUCUGUGGGGAUUACAUGGAAGAUUAUGAGGUAAUGGUUCCUUUCCAGUCUCUUCAAGCUCUUGGAUGCCAUGCUGAUGCUGUCUGCCCCAACAAGGCAGCGGGUGAUAAAUGCGUAACAGCAGUCCAUGAUUUUGAAGGCGACCAAACUUACACUGAAAAACCGGGCCAUGAUUUCACGCUAACUGCUGAUUUCGAAGGCAUUGAUGCUUCUAGCUAUGAUGCUCUUGUGAUCCCCGGAGGCCGGGCUCCAGAAUACCUGGCGCUGGAUGGAUCGGUAAUCAAAUUGGUAAUAGAAUUCAUGGAGGCUGAAAAGCCCGUGGCAUCAAUCUGCCAUGGACAACAGAUUUUGGCUGCUGCUGGUGUUCUCAAGGGGAGGAAAUGUACCGCAUACCCGGCUGUGAAACUCAAUGUAGUCCUAUCUGGGGCAAAGUGGUUAGAACCGGAUCCGAUAGAUCGCUGUUUUACUGAUGGGAAUCUGGUAACCGGAGCGGCUUGGCCUGGUCACCCUCAGUUUAUUUCUCAGCUCAUGUCGUUGCUUGGUCUCCGGGUAUCGUUCUAGUUGUAAGUCAUGCUGUUUUAGUUCCCCCUAGUAUGUAUCUGCUGAGCAGAAAAAGAAGACAUUUAUAUGUGGCUUUCUAUGAGUAAACCUAAGAGCCCCAUAGGAGGGAGGGGUUUGGUGAGGAGAAAACAGAAAUGAGUCUAGUUUGGCUGAAUAAAAGAGUGUGAGAAAAUGGUAUUACCUACAAACUUCAUGUUGUUUCGUGUCAUUUCCCACCAGAAAAAUGGUGAGAUUAGGUGAGAACGUAGUUUCAUUUCUUAUUGUUGGUUAUAUCAUUAGUAUUGUUAACUUCUA
Molecule: messenger RNA, 1573 nt
Organism: Rhododendron vialii
Lineage: Eukaryota; Viridiplantae; Streptophyta; Magnoliopsida; Ericales; Ericaceae
Product: protein DJ-1 homolog D-like
Exons: 5
Coding region: 104-1279 (391 amino acids)
Source: RefSeq, a predicted model, not a curated record